Vigna radiata var. radiata (mung bean) is the source of this 2085-nucleotide messenger RNA. RefSeq lists its product as uncharacterized. The transcript is spliced from 3 exons. Gene Ontology annotation, biological process: RNA processing. Lineage: Eukaryota; Viridiplantae; Streptophyta; Magnoliopsida; Fabales; Fabaceae. Gene Ontology annotation, molecular function: protein binding. The coding region runs from base 252 to 1829 and encodes 525 amino acids. The record is from RefSeq and is a predicted model, not a curated record.
AUAUAUUCCUCUGCAUUCCCCAUUUAACCCUUUUGAUAUAAACUGAAGCCGCAACUCUUGCGCUUCGUCUCCGCCGUCACACUCGUCGGAAAACCAUCGCCGGCGUCUCAUUAAAAACAGAGUCCCUAACCCGCGGACCCGCGAACUUGUUUAGUUGCAGUGAGUUUGAGUGAGCUAAAAGGAACACUUCUGUCUUCAUAAAAGGGGAUAAUCGUGAUUUUCAUUCAUCGGUUUAGUUUUACGACGUCGUUAUGGGACUCAAGGUUCUGCAAUUGUCGCAACCUGUUCUUUCUCAUUCUCCUUCUUCCUCGCAGACUCUUGCUUCUGCCAUCUCUUCCCCUUCCUCCAAGCCCCGAACCCUAGUUUGCAGCUUCGUUCACCGCUCCAACCUCUUCCCUUCGUCCACGCGCCUUCUUCCAAAGACGAAGUCGUUCGAUAACCACGCGCUUUUCACGCGCAGGGGGAAGUUGCGGAGAGCGUGCAGCGCAAGCUUGGAGCCUUUCUCCGACGAAGAGUUCGCGAAGAAGAUUGAGGAUCUCGCCCUCAAGUUUCAACUCUCUUGUGACGCCGCCAAUGCCAACGAUUCGGAAUCUGAGGAUUUUCAAGAGAUUUCUCCGGCGCUGAAUUUCGCAGAGGAGUUUGAACCGCCGGAGGAAAUUAUUCCAGCGAAUAUUGAACGGAAAGCGAACAGCGUGGAGCUUCCGUUUUCGUUGAGGAUAAUUAAGAAGAAGCUGCAGUGGAAGGAAGGGUUUAGAGACGCAGGGGAAUCUGCUUAUUGCUCUGUCAAGAAAGCUUUCUCUUCUAUGGUUUUUAUAAUCAGAGAACUCCAUAGUUACACUCUUCAAAUGAGGGAGGUUCUCUUCUACGAGGAUCUGCAAGGAAUCCUCCAACGCGUGCAGAACGAAAUGCACGCCUCCUUCGUGUGGUUGUUUCAACAAGUUUUCUCUCACACUCCGACUCUCAUGGUGUAUGUAAUGAUUUUACUUGCAAAUUUUACUGUUUACUCAAUGGGCCACAACACUGCGAUCGCCUCCGUGUCUCCGCCACCGGUAACCACCGUCGUGGAGGUUCAGGACCAAAGGGGUCACACUCAUACCAUUGAUUCCUCUGCCGUGAAGACCUUCUCUAUUUCCAACGGGAAGAACACCGCCUCCGUAGGUGGCGGUAAUGGAGGAGGCGGGAGGGUGCGUCCUGCUGCAAAUGGCACCGACGGGGAUGGCCGGUUCGACCGGUCGGACCGGUAUGGCACGGUGUUCCCCGAGGGUGCUUCGUCUCAGGUUUGCAAAACAGGGGAAACAGAGUCGGUGUUGGGGCAAGAGGAGGAAGAGGCGAAACUUUGGAACGCUAUGGUGGAAGAGGCUUCGAGAAUGGAAGUGAGUUCGAGAGGUGAGGGUUUGGAUCGUGAUGCCAUGAAAGGAUUUGUUUCGCCUGUGAUGGCGAGGAUCGAAUCUGAUGACUAUGCAGAGUAUCUGAGAACAGAGCUUGUGUACCAAACAGGCUUGUCUCAGGAUCCUAACAACACUCUUCUUCUUUCCAACUAUGCCCAGUUCCUCUACCUCGUUGCUCACGAUUAUGACAGAGCGGAAGAGUACUUCAAGAAAGCAAUAGAGGUGGAACCACCAGACGCGGAGGCAUAUAAUAAAUACGCCACCUUUCUGUGGAAAGUGAAGAAUGAUUUGUGGGCAGCAGAAGAAACUUAUUUGGAGGCCAUUUCAGCUGAUCCUAAUAACUCCUUCUAUGCUGCUAACUAUGCUCAUUUUCUUUGGAACACCGGUGGUGAAGACACCUGCUUCCCUCUUUCUUCCCCAGACAACUCUCAAGAAGUUUAAUCAACAAAAACAAAACCAAAUUGCAGAAAAAAUAUAGAGAAGAAAGAAAAACAAAAACAAGAAAUUUUUGUAGCUUAUAUCCCCUUUUUUUUUCUGUUACAUUUUUUCAUUGGAGUGGAUGAGAUGAAGAGCCACCAAAGAAAUGGAAUAUAAUCCUGUGAUCAUUGUAUAACUUUGUAAUUAUUAUAAUAAUAAGUGUACAUAAGUCUUGCAAUAACCCCUUCUUUAGUAUAUUGAACAUCUGCAUAUUAAUCUU